Molecule: messenger RNA, 1003 nt
Organism: Conger conger (European conger)
Lineage: Eukaryota; Metazoa; Chordata; Actinopteri; Anguilliformes; Congridae
Exons: 8
Coding region: 218-1003 (261 amino acids)
Source: RefSeq, a predicted model, not a curated record
AACAAACCGGAAUCUUAGCUCAAGAGCGUGUAUCCAGCAAGACCUCAUUUAGAAUGGUUCUGGAACCCUCCUCGUUAUUUCCGUGAUACAGUUCUGAGGUGCCCUGCGCACGGUUGAGUCGGCGAAGCGACAGUUGAGGUGCCCUGUACCUGAGUCGGCGAAACGAACUGGGGUGCGUUUCCCGAAGCCUUCUUAACGUUACGUCAUUCGGAGGAGGAUGGAGUGCCCCCAGUGCAGGAGGGAAUGUGGGCAGAAUGACAGGUUCUGCAGUGACUGUGCCUAUGAUCUGUGCUCUGCCAAGACACCUGUCACAGACUCUGACCAACAGGAAGGGCCUGAGCACCCAGUCUGUGAGAGCCACACCCACUCUAAUGACCACGCCCACUCCGAUGGCCACGCCCACUCCGAAGACCACACAGACCCUGGCCCUCCUGAAGUCAAGGAAAAGGAAACUGUGAAAGAGGAGGAAGAAAAGUCCCAGCAGAGAGACACAAUACCUGAGCACAUCACAUCUUGCAUGCCUGUCCCAGGUGCAGAUUCUGAGUAUCAGGAGGAGACCACAGACAACAGAUCCAGGCUGGGCCCAGAACCAGCCCCAGAGAAGACAUCCUCAUGCCUGGCCCAGUCCCAACCCUCUGCAGACCCAGCUAAGUCAGACCUAAAGAGUGGUUUAGUGGAAACUGGUAACAUGGACGGGACUUUGAGUCAGCACACCAAAGACCCUGAGUGUACUGCACAGGAGGAGGAGGAAACUGAAGACUCAGAGGAGAGAGUGAGCGUGUCUAAAGAUGAGGCCAUCAGUAAAGAGCCUUCUGUACCUGGGAAGUUGGCAGUGGAGUCCCCAGUGGAGACAUCUGCUAUCGUCCGAUGGGUCCAGUGGAUUCUCCAUAUCCUGGUGGUGUUCUUCAGAUUUGCAACAAGGAAGCUCCAAGGUCACAUACCAACAUCCACCCCCAGUGUGGCAAGCCCUGUGCCCCUGGGAGGGUGGAAGCCACUGAUGUGA